This is a messenger RNA of Diversispora eburnea, 268 nucleotides long. The record is from the annotation of a GenBank genome assembly. NCBI's taxonomy places the organism in Eukaryota, Fungi, Glomeromycota, Glomeromycetes, Diversisporales, Diversisporaceae.
AUGGAAUUAUUUGAGAAACCCAUUAGUGUUCAAAAACCGUUAGAAAAUCUAUCAAUUGUUAGUAAAUUUUAUCUAAAAAAUGAUUCAAUAUUUUGGAUUGUCUUUAGUCAAAAAGAAACAUUGAAGAGUCUUCGUUUACUAUCAGUAAAUUUUAAUAGUUUCACGGAGAAAUCAUCACCAAUUGAACAAUUUAUUUCACUUCAAGAACUUUAUAUUGAAGAUCAUAAAUCGGAAUGUUUAAUACUGGCUUCGUCGUUUACUCAAUUGA